Molecule: messenger RNA, 1997 nt
Organism: Notothenia coriiceps (black rockcod)
Lineage: Eukaryota; Metazoa; Chordata; Actinopteri; Perciformes; Nototheniidae
Exons: 2
Coding region: 40-978 (312 amino acids)
Source: RefSeq, a predicted model, not a curated record
ACACACAAUUAGCUGUUUGCAUUUUCUCUGCAGGUGUCCAUGAUGGCGGUGGAUGAGAUGUACGGAGAUCUGCCGAUGAUGGAGAGAGAUCGAUACUGGAACGACUCCAACCCCAGACCUCCCUACACUGCCGCCACUCUCUUUGUCCUCCGCAAACCUUCCUUCCAAGGGUCCACUUUCGACAUGGCGAUCCCUAAGGAGGAGAUGCACUUCCAGCCUCUGGAGGACAUCGCUGAGAACAUGGAGGAGUCAGGCAGUUAUCACCCCAACAUGGCCCUCUUCAACCGCCUACUCAACGCCGCCCCUUCCCCCACUGGACUCAUGGGAGGGGCUCUUCGUCGCACCUCAGCACAACUCCAGAGGCUACGCCACUCCCCCAGCAUCGACCAAUGCACCAGCGAUGAUGAUGAUGACGACGACGAAAGUGUUAAAAUAGGUAAAGGUGGGUCGCUGCCGUCAGGUCUGGGGCAGGACACCCAGAGCACCGUGUGCAGUGUCAGGGACGAGAAGGGCCUGAGGACACCGCUGCUGGAGGUUCAUUUUGGUGCGAACACCGAGAGGCAACGUCAUUCUGUCUUCAAUGAGAAGAAAGAGAUGAGUGAAGUCGAGGAGAAGAGCGAUGAAGAGUUGUACAUAAGGGAGGAAAGAGAGGAAGUAGAAAGUACAGUUGGGGAGAUUCAAGCUCCUUCAUCACGGCUUCUACGUCCCCCCCAGUCCUCCAGAGAGACGUCCACUCGUUCAGCAUCAGCAAUUCCCUUCACUUCCCGUCACCGCUCUGCCUUCACGUUUCACCCGGCUGCCGACUCCGGUCUGGUGCACAGCAGCUCCCAGCCGGCCAUCAACCACAAUAGAGCUGUGCCCACUAUCCCCAAACCUCCUCUUGGUGGAAACAAAAAGUCUUUCCUCACCGUGCCAUCUCACAACGAACCUCAGCGGUUUCGCAGUGUGAGUAUGGGAUCAGAGCUCACUGGGUCUUAGAUGGACAUGGGGUGGUGAUGUUCCCAUUAACUUUUGGCUGUUUGAAACCAUAAUGAUCGAUCCAUUGCACGUUUUUAUGGAUAAAAUUUGUAAUAUAUACAAAAAUGAGCUUGCACGUCUACUUUGAAUCUAUAAACUUUUGGACCAGAGUUAUCAGUUUUUCCAAUUUCAUAGGAAAACGUUGACAUAGGAGGAAUCAUGUCUUACUGAGUCUGUAUGAAAACAAACAUUUCUGUUCAUUCAAUACAGACAUUACAAGUUUGUGUUAAGCUAGGCUAGACAAGUUGUAUUCUAGUUUAGCCUAGCUUAGAACUUAAACUAGAGACAGGGGUUUUCUGAUUGGACUCCAUCAAAAAAGGAGGAAGCAAUCCCUUACAAUUUUACUCGGUGUCUAAGCAGCUAGCAUGUUACACACCAAUGCAUUCAAUUGUCACCUAGGUUUAGUUGCGAGAGUCAACAACCUCACUGUGAGACAGGACUUUAGAGAUGUAAUAAGCUAGCCUGAUAAUUAUGAUAGCUUAAUAAUUAAGAUAGUUUGUUCAAAAAGCUAGCUUAUAGUAGGCUAAUUUACCUAGUUGCUCCUUAUAUCUGUUGUCAGAUACAGAAAAUAACAACAACAUGUGAUUGUUGGAGUUGCUGUAAGGAACAUUUGUGCUAAACAGGUUGAAGCUAUAUGUGUAAAAAGAAGAUAAAUAGGAGAAAAACGGGCUUCAAAUACAAGUCUUAUGUGUGUGUAAAGUAAAAUAUUCUGGUUAUCUGCACAUAAUAUUGUAGUAUAACAAUUUAUUGCCUGUAACAUCAGAAGUCUGUUGUUAUAUUUAGCAUUAAUCAAAAUUUGGACUGAAAAAAUGCUGCUGAAAUGACAAAUGGGUUACAGUUUUCUUUGCUUACUUUUUUGGAUUGUUUGACUGUAAAUAGAAUGAUUACUAAUGCAUGUCUGUUACUUAAUUUAAACAAAUAUUGAAUGAAGAGAAUGAGAUUACCUGACUUUUUUACACUAAUGACCACAUGAAAAGUUA